UUUUACUCUGAAGGUGACUUCCGGGGUGAUUGUGUGUAGCUUGACAGUUCCAGCGGCAGUCAGCAGGAUCGGGGAGCUUGUAGCAAGUUAGUGCUCGCUGGUGCCAACGCCCGGCGAAACAGACGGCUAGUAAACUAGCGGAGCUACGAAGAGAGAUUGCCAACGUUGUUGCCAGCAGCAUCAGAAAGCACAAAGAUGCAGACUAUCAAAUGUGUGGUGGUGGGUGAUGGAGCAGUGGGUAAAACCUGCCUAUUGAUUUCCUACACCACCAACAAAUUCCCCUCUGAAUAUGUACCAACGGUUUUUGACAACUAUGCAGUUACUGUUAUGAUCGGAGGUGAACCAUACACCCUGGGCUUAUUUGAUACCGCAGGUCAGGAAGACUACGAUCGGUUAAGACCUCUAAGCUACCCGCAGACAGAUGUCUUUCUAGUCUGUUUCUCUGUUGUUUCACCUUCCUCUUUUGAGAAUGUUAAAGAAAAGUGGGUCCCUGAAAUAACCCACCACUGUCCCAAGACCCCGUUCCUGUUGGUAGGCACUCAGAUCGACCUGCGUGACGACCCCUCCACUGUGGAGAAGCUAGCCAAGAACAAACAGAAGCCAAUCACCCCGGAAACAGCCGAGAAGCUUGCUCGUGACCUUAAGGCAGUCAAAUAUGUUGAGUGCUCAGCCCUAACACAGAAAGGAUUAAAGAAUGUGUUUGAUGAGGCAAUACUGGCUGCCCUGGAGCCUCCCGAACCUAAGAAAAGACGUAAAUGUGUUCUGCUCUAAAGGAGCGUCGCAGCCUUCCUCCACACCACUUUUCCAAAUCUAGGUUAACAGUACUGAAGAGGUUUUCUGCACGAGCACAUUCCAGCAUGAGUCGAGGUAUCAUGAAAUAUUUGCCUUCUGACUGACUUAACCUGAAUACAUAUUCACUGUGUUGAACUUGAUUUUUAAGACUGAGUAACAUUUGAUGCUGUUUGUGAUGAUUUGAUGCCAUUGAAAUGGUCCUUACAAGAUGUGAACACUGACUGUUUAAAGUUAUCAACAAACUGAAGCUGAGAUUAUUAGAUAGUGCUUCAGUUUGGUCCCAUUAUGUGAUUAUUUUACGCAAAUGUUUUUACAAAACAAAGGACAAUGAAGUAGUAUUUUCAUUAAUAGAGCAACUGUUUUAUUGACUGCCCUGUAAAACAAGCUGAUGAUGGAUUAAUGAUAUGCCGAAAUUAUGUCUUAGUAUGUCCCACGUGUUUUGUUUUUGUUUUUUUCUCUUGACGCAAUUCCCUCAAAUUUGAUCUUUUUUUCUAUUUCAUGUUAAACUUGGGUGUACAACACUGCAUUUGGUUAACAAUUUCUUAGUUUUCCAAACUUCAUUUUUGGAAGAAUGAUACAUUAAGGGUUAAUAAAAGCCAGUGUAUUUUACAUAAUUUAAUAUUCAGUGUCAACAAAGCCUAUGGGGCAGAUUUAUGACAUUUGACAUUUCUAGGUGAUGCUCCACCGUAGUUCUAGUUUGCCAAAAAAAAAAAAAAAAAAGAUUUAUUGAUGCCUGUCGGUGUAGAAAUCCACAGACUCUGAUGAACGAGUGGAGCUUAAGUUUUAAAUGCAAUUCUAACUCUCCAUUAGAAGUGAUAAAUCACUAAUAGCCAGUGUCGAUUUAGGUAAUCACAUUCAAGGAGUAAACAGUAGAGCACAAUAACUUCAAUUCACCUUUUGUAAUCAAAGUAAGUUAACAAGAGUGUGAUGGUGAAUGCUUAUCACAAGUUUUGAUGGCUGUAGGGGCGUCUCAGCCUAUAACCUCAGGCUAAGGAGCUAUUUUGUAAACUGAGCAUACCUGUUACUCACCACUCUGCAGCGUUGUUAAGUCAGACAAGAACACAUUGUGACCUGUUCUUAUAAAAUGCUAUAUAAUUGUU
Messenger RNA from Acanthopagrus latus (yellowfin seabream), 1892 nucleotides. RefSeq names its product cell division control protein 42 homolog. The transcript is spliced from 6 exons. Bases 196 to 771 code for a protein of 191 amino acids. Gene Ontology annotation, cellular component: dendritic spine. Gene Ontology annotation, molecular function: GTPase activity; GTP binding. Lineage: Eukaryota; Metazoa; Chordata; Actinopteri; Spariformes; Sparidae. The record is from RefSeq and is a predicted model, not a curated record. Gene Ontology annotation, biological process: small GTPase-mediated signal transduction; modification of synaptic structure.